Molecule: messenger RNA, 822 nt
Organism: Nezara viridula (southern green stink bug)
Lineage: Eukaryota; Metazoa; Arthropoda; Insecta; Hemiptera; Pentatomidae
Source: the annotation of a GenBank genome assembly
GGAGUCUUGUCAAUCAUAUUCGAAUAACAGAGCUAUGAAGAAAGCAGUUUUCUUCAUUCUCUUGAUCCUUUGUGUUCAGCUAUGUGCUGGAUUCUUAAGCUGGUUUAAGGACCUCAAGAAAGACAAGAAACAAAAAGAAACCCCAAAGGUUCAAGAAAAAAUAGUGUAUGUUUAUCCACAAGCUCCAGAAGUUCCAAAGUCAUACGGAAAGUCAUAUGGUGGUGGUUGUGGUGGAGGCUGGGGUGGAGGCAGAAGUGGUGGACGUGGCGGUGGCCGUGGUGGUGGAGGAAGAUGUGGAUAAACGAUAAGGAAGAAUAUAAUGUAAUUUUCAGCCUUUAUCAUUAACUGUAUCCCUCAUUUUCUGGAAGAGUUAUUUUUCAUAAUUAACAGUUUUGAGAUAAAUGGAAAAAAAAAAAAAAUGAAUUUCAGUGAAUGAUUUAUGAAUUUUCCCAAAUAACUUAACUAUCCAUUAAAUGAAUCAAACAACAUUAAACAGUAUGUGCAACAAAACCAAGAAUGUUUUUUUUAUAAUAAUCUAAAAUAUCUAUUUUUUAUAAAUGAUACUACAAAUGAGCAAAUGAGCUAUAUGUUUGUUACCCAUUUAAACUUAAAUAUUUAAAAUUAAACUGCGGGUACUAAAAUUUUCUACACAAUAUUUUUUUACAGUUGUAAAAUCCCUUACCUUAGUUCAAAUGUUAUGAAACUACAAUUAUACAAAUAUAUAAAAUCUAUAAAUAACAGCUAUAAUGUCAAUUUUUAUAAGCUCAUUUUAAUAAAUAUUUUUUAUCAUCCUAUGUUUAUUAUUAUAAAAAAACCUCUGAU